AUGAGAAAACUCACCCAGUCGGCAUUCUUGUCCUUUCUCAAUGCCACCGGCUUCCUUCCACCACCUCUAAGAGACGGGGGUGCGCUCAUAUACCGCAGUCUUCUAUACCUAUCCCUAUUCCAACUCAGUCCGAUCCAGGACGCCUUUCGCAGAAAUAACACCCGAUCCGGUCAUGAACUGGACGAAGGCAAAUUAGUCAUUGGGCAGAAGGGGAGUGGUAUCUCAAUAGUGCUGCAGCAGGACUUGAAGAAGGCGAUUGUGUUUCACGGUAUCUCUGGACAGCAUGAACCAAUGUAUCUUGCUACUGCCUGGAGAGGGGACUGGAGAGUCGAGAUCGAGGUAGAAGAUAUUGAAGUGUGGACUGAGCAACAACCUGAGCGUGACAAUGAAGACAAAGAGGAAUGA
Molecule: messenger RNA, 405 nt
Organism: Aspergillus ruber CBS 135680
Lineage: Eukaryota; Fungi; Ascomycota; Eurotiomycetes; Eurotiales; Aspergillaceae
Exons: 1
Coding region: 1-405 (134 amino acids)
Source: RefSeq, a predicted model, not a curated record